Drosophila subobscura is the source of this 899-nucleotide messenger RNA. RefSeq lists its product as uncharacterized. The coding region runs from base 74 to 688 and encodes 204 amino acids. The transcript has a single exon. The record is from RefSeq and is a predicted model, not a curated record. NCBI's taxonomy places the organism in Eukaryota, Metazoa, Arthropoda, Insecta, Diptera, Drosophilidae.
UCUAAGCCGUGAGCUGCAGCGUGCUAGCAGUAGUUUUUCCGGAACGAAAUUAAUUCCAGAGAAAUUCACAAAAAUGUCAUCUGUGUUGGAUAAGCUUUGGAGCCAGCAGUUUCGUGAGGCAGCUACCUCGGUGUACACCAUUAUAGCUGUCACGGUCGUGGUAGGGUUUUUGAUCUUUAAGCGGAAGCGCUUCAACCGGGACACCUACGACGAGCAGGACUACUGCGAUGCUGGCCACACCCCACUGAAAGAGCCGCUAAGUGGCCUCGUGCUGACCAAGAAGCUGCUCGCCGAAUUCAAUUGCAACAAUAAGGACGGCCGAUAUCUGGUGGCCUUGCGGAACGUUGUCUACGAUGUUUCGCAUGAAAGCGAAGACUUUGGUCCGACUGGCAGCUACGCCAGGUGGUCGGGCCAUGAACUCACCGAAAUAAUUUCAGCAGAAGCGAGACGCAACAAGAAAAAUGUUCCGGAGAGUUUGCAAGAAUGGAGCGCAAUACUGGACGACUGCUUCUUUGUUGCCGGGGAGCUCAUCGAAACCGAUGAACAAGCUGCAGGCGAUGCCUUUCUAGAUGUUCCCGAGGAAGACGUAGCUGAUGAUGUAGCUGAAGAUGCUGAAGACGAUCUUCAGGCACGCGGCGAUAGUAUCCGCUGGGACGAUAGUGACAAGACCAUUAUUCCCAACCCAUAAGUUUCAACUAAGCCAUGCAGCAUUUUCCCACAAUCCCUCAAUCACACUCGCAAUCACAUGCGCCCUCCUAUCACACGCCCUUCUCCAUCAGACAUCAAAAUCCAGACCAUAACUGGCACUUAACCUAUCAUAAGGCCUCAUACACGAACUUAAGCCCUCUGGCAUAAUAUUGUAACACAAACACUGGCAUAAAUAAAUGUACACAAACACA